Messenger RNA from Penicillium verrucosum, 219 nucleotides. RefSeq lists its product as uncharacterized. The record is from RefSeq and is a predicted model, not a curated record. The coding region runs from base 1 to 219 and encodes 72 amino acids. The transcript is spliced from 2 exons. NCBI's taxonomy places the organism in Eukaryota, Fungi, Ascomycota, Eurotiomycetes, Eurotiales, Aspergillaceae.
AUGGACAUUCGUAUAGCUCUCGGCAUCCUCGAAGAAAGGCCACCACAACACGGAGGUGUAGGUGUUCGUUCUCAAAUUUUAACAAAGAAAGCCAUUCAUACCAUACGCAAGGCGUACUACGAAUGGAACGGGGCAGACAUUAAAACAGACACGGCGGCUCAGGUUUGUAGCCAUCUAUCUAUGAAUGCCGAGGCCACCGUUAGUGCUGUAUAUAGAUAG